Messenger RNA from Solenopsis invicta (red fire ant), 2939 nucleotides. RefSeq names its product sorting nexin-14. The transcript is spliced from 9 exons. Gene Ontology annotation, biological process: autophagosome maturation. Gene Ontology annotation, cellular component: late endosome. Gene Ontology annotation, molecular function: phosphatidylinositol binding. Lineage: Eukaryota; Metazoa; Arthropoda; Insecta; Hymenoptera; Formicidae. The record is from RefSeq and is a predicted model, not a curated record. The coding region runs from base 160 to 2772 and encodes 870 amino acids.
GUCGCCACUUUCAAACUGUCGAAUCAGAUGAAAAAAAGCCAUCUGUGCACCGAGAAAACAUCCUCCUUUAUCAAAAAUGGCUUUGUGAUAAUUGCAAGAAUAUUUUAUUAGACAAUACUGUUUUUCUCUUGACAUCACGUGCUACUCAUCAUCGACAAAAUGCAGGAUCUGUAUUUUUUUAGUGCCGCAGUAUCAGCGAUUGUCAUUUUACUUGUCGCGUUUAUCGUGAUCGUGUUUAACAGCAUUGUGUGGGUGCUUAUUGUGGCCAGCAUCUAUUUGAUUGCCAGUUUUUACGCCGUUCAACUGGCACAGUGCGUUGACAGUUUACUGACGAGGUUUAAUAUCAUAAGCGAUAAGUUUAUCACGAAAUAUGAAAUUAAAGAUUCGUGCAGCGUCUGCAGCAAGAAUGCCUGCAAGAGGCACAAAUUGUUGCCACAUUCAACCAAGGUCAAAGUACCAAAGGAUUUUGACCAUGCAUUGGAACAGCUUUUGGAGGAGGUACUGCAAAUUUAUGUCUGCACAUGGUACUCGGAUUUUUCAGCAAAUGAAGCUUUCAUACAACAGCUUCGUUUGGCAAUAACAACAGCAGCAAAGAAUAUCACAGUGCGACUAUUGCGUGCAGACACAGCAACCAUCGUCUUCGACGGCCUGAUUCCCCUAGCAAUACAACAUGCCCAAGAUUGGAAUGCAUUGCUCAAAAUGUCUAAGUCUGAGUUUAAAACGCCCCAAGAGUACAUCGGGACUUGCAUGAGCUCUAAAAUUCACCCAGCUGCUUAUUCAAGAGAAGCCGAAUUGAAUUAUUUGCGGGGACUGGUCACUGCAUUGUUACCGCACUUAUUACCUGCCAUACAUGUUUCAACGAACAAUAAAGUGAUACUUCGAGAAAUCUUAGCAAAUUGGGUGCUAUUACCAGCAAUUGAUGCACUUGCAGAUCCAGAAAAUAUAAAUAUGCUGGUGACAUUAUCCACUCAUCAUGACACUAUUCUGUCUAAUGCUGCAGAGUUCGUUACCGUACCAAUAUUGCAAUCUUGGGUGACAGUUCCAGCAAUGCAUUCACACAUUACACACAGUUGCUUUAAACCAUCUUUAAAUGAUAUCCUAAAUGAUCCUGAACUAUUAUAUAUGUUUAUGCAGCACAUCAAAGAAUCAGGACCCAUGAAUCUUCUUCAAUUUUGUUUAGAUAUUGACGAUCUCAGUAAGCGUAUGUUAAAUCCGGAAAUGUCGAGUAGUGCUGAAAAAAGUUUGUACGUAGAUGUUCGGAAUAUGUACACGGUAUAUCUUGAUCCUGAUGGUCCAGAAUAUCUGUAUUUACCGUUGCAUAUAUCGAAAGGCAUACAACAAAUAUUAGAAGGUGGGCCAGAAAAAAUUCAAGAACUGCGGACAUCGCGGCCUUUUUAUCAAGCUCAUCAAGAGGCACAUGCACUCCUAGAAAGUACUUGCCUACCAUCAUUCCAUCAUAGUUAUCAAUUAUAUAAACUCUUAUGCGGCUACUUAUCUCAACAAACAAAGGCUACUGCAACAUCCAAUAACGCAAGCGGAGGUGCAUCUACUCCCACGCGAUUCAAUAAUCAAGGCAAGAUCGAUGGCGUUUUACGCACGACUACAAUCGACGAUACUCCAUUUCAACUGCAGGGCGCCUACCCAGUCGAAGAGGUAGAUUGCACGGCUCGAGCAUAUAAUGAAAUUAAAGGCUUCGGCGAUAAGAGUAAUCGUGACUUAACGACGUGGCGAGUCGCCGUUCCCCACGUGGACGGCGGUGGCGCACAGCCGGUAUACAUGAUCGCUAUUCACAGCGUAGCGGAAGCUAAAUCGUGGACGGUCCUACGGCAGGAUCAAGAUUUCUAUACGCUACGUACGCGACUCACCGAAUUCCACGGUGACAAGGAGUUGAAUGACUCGCCGUUACCGUCGCGCAAGAAUCCGCACUUGCCCCUCGCGGCUAAUCGUCAACGUUACGAGGAAUUUCUGCAGAAGUUGCUGUCCAAACCGAUGCUGAGAAGCAGCGAGCUCCUUUACACUUUUCUUACAACGCCGAACUUAAAGCCAUACUUGGCAAAUUACAGCACACCCGACAUCGGCAUCCUCUAUCAAAGCAUGGCUUAUAAAUUGCGGAAGGAGAAGGGACAGCAUCUCGACAAGUUCAUGAGCACUUUUCUGGCGUCGACGAACACGAAAUACGAGCACAUGGACAUGGGUGUCGAACCGUCGAGCGAGCAUCUCGGCGAAACGGAGAGUAAAGGUAAAAAGCUGAUAGAUGAUGUAUUCGGCAAUAAUCUGAAUCUACCAGUUACUCUCCAAAAUUUGCCGUGCAGUCUACCGCAGCGUGAUCACGUGAAAGGUGCAAGUUUGUGCAUCGUAGAAGCUCUUGAUGGUCUACUAAGUGUACCUCUGAUUAUUUCGCGACUUUUCUGGAUGUUUGCCUUCUUAUUGCGCAAAAGGCUAGAUCCUAUCGUGAAUGCGGUAUUUUAUAACACUCUGAUUAAGCUUCUGAGCGGUGGCCGCGCUUCCAUCGUCGUCAAACUUCUACAUGCGAAAAUAGUGGGCAAGAAUUAUAUGAAGGACUUUUCUUCGCAAGGAAAAUCUCGAAAUUACUACGAAACGGCAAAGGAGGGGCUGAAUUCCUUGUGGCGGUUAAUGGGAUUCUCUAAGCCUUGGAAUAACUUGAUGGAUUCUUUCUUAGAUCCUUUACAAAACGCACCGUUCAAUAAGCAUCUGGCAUAUCUUUUACUAGACCAUCUCCUAGUUAAUCUUUUCCCAGAAAUGAUUGCAUAAUAUUAAGAUUGUUUUCUGACUACCAUGAAAACUGUAUAGUUGUAUAUAAUGUUAAUUCUACAAAGUGAUUUGCACAUAUAUAAAUAUUUCCUCUUGUACAUUUAAUAUAACAGUUUUGUAAAUUAUUAAAUUAUUAUAAAGUUAAAAAAUACUAUAUAUAAAAAAAG